AUGACGUCGUCCACUGUGCUUUGGCCCGACUCGGUCUCGCCCACGCCCGGCAUCUGCUACGGAUGGGCGAGUCCUCUGCUCUGCGUGGCCGGCAUCUUGCCUCUUGCCACUCGUGAGGGUGUCCUGCAACAGGUAAUGACCAGCGCCCAAUGGCGCGCUGUUCGCUCCAUGUUCUCCUCCGACCCUCUCGUGCUCGGCCGUUAUGAACACAAUCUUGUGAUGUACGGCCGACAUAAACGCCAGUCCAUGAGGUUCUACGCGUUCGAUUUCAACGAGCUCGACAUCCUUCCGUCCCAGGGAACGGAUGACGGGGCUUCCUCCCACCAAUCUCCAACUGACGGCUACCUCAGCAUGGACCCAACUCGCUUACACUCCCCUUCGACUCGCAAGAGCCACGUCUUCGAUGGCGAAGUUUUGUCUCAGGUCAACCUGGCCCAAUUUCUUGCAGCACUCGUAGAGCGCGAAGCAAAGACUGCGGAGAUACCUCCUAGUAUUCCCGGGACACCCGAUCCCAACACUCACCGUGGCUCAAUGCCACUCAAGGUGGGGGAAACAGCUCAUCGAUCUGUCCCAUUUCGCAGCGCUCAGGGAUUUCUGAGCACUGCCUAUCGAUUUUCGAGGAUGAUCUCCACCACAGUGGAACAAUUUGAUGUUCGGUACGAACAAGGCGUAUACGUAUAUGGCGAGUCGCCCAACGUCUAUCACGACAAAGCGCGUACAGUCCAGUCCAUAUCGAAGUACAUAAAGUUCCACAACUGCGUCUGGCUUGUAUUGAACGACGCGAUCAUUGGCGUUGCGUUCGGGACUUUCCUCUGUGAGAACCAAUACUUUCUCGCACGAUGGCUCCAGUACGGGCUCCGUAUAUACUUGGUUGACGGCAUGGAAGACGCUCUGCUUUGGCUCAACAACUGGCCCGCAGGUCUCAAGCUCAAUACUGAGUUGAGCCAGUUCUACUGCCACUCCCUGAUCGGCUUUGUCUCUGCUUGGGGAUGGGUCCUAUCAGCCAUUGCGCCAUACUUCCCGGCCCUCAUAUGGCUCAUCGGCGCUGCAGGCUGUCUCGGGAUGACCACCAUCGUCUCCCUACUGUCGGACGCGCUCAGCCUGCUCACCGCGCACCUCUACUUGUGCUACUUCAUCUCCGCAACAGUCUUCAGUCAACAGCUGAGCCUCGCCGGCUCGUUAUGGAACCUCUUCCGAGGCAAGCGAUACAAUGUCCUGCGGAACCGGAUCGACAGCUGGGAUUACGACCUCGAUCAGCUACUGCUCGGCACCAUCCUCUUCACCCUCGUCGCGUUCCUGUGCCCCACAGUGCUCACCUACUACGCCCUUUUUGCAACGGCAAGGCUCACAGUGAUUGUCGUCCACGCCGGCUUGGACACACUGACGGCGCUGCUCAAUCACUUCCCUCUGUUCGCUUUAAUGCUACGGGUAAAGGACCCGUUGCGCGUGCCAGGUACGAACUGUGUGUAA
Messenger RNA from Epithele typhae, 1470 nucleotides. RefSeq names its product Gpi1-domain-containing protein. The record is from RefSeq and is a predicted model, not a curated record. Gene Ontology annotation, biological process: GPI anchor biosynthetic process. The coding region runs from base 1 to 1470 and encodes 489 amino acids. Gene Ontology annotation, cellular component: endoplasmic reticulum; membrane. The transcript has 10 exons. NCBI's taxonomy places the organism in Eukaryota, Fungi, Basidiomycota, Agaricomycetes, Polyporales, Epitheliaceae.